Molecule: messenger RNA, 1528 nt
Organism: Theobroma cacao (cacao)
Lineage: Eukaryota; Viridiplantae; Streptophyta; Magnoliopsida; Malvales; Malvaceae
Product: serine/threonine-protein phosphatase PP1 isozyme 1-like
Cellular component (GO): nucleus; cytoplasm
Molecular function (GO): protein serine/threonine phosphatase activity
Source: RefSeq, a predicted model, not a curated record
CACAACCAUGAAAACAGAAAAACAAAGUCAAACCAUGAAACUAACAAUUUUUGCAGUCAGUCUAUCCUCCCCAUCCAAACCCCAAUUAUAUCUCGAACACCCGCGAUUAUUUUGCAAAGCCUGAGUUUCUCUCUCUCACGCACAGAUCCUAGACUCAGGAUUCUUUCCUUCUUUUUGUUUUUGUGUUUUUGCUCUUCUUCUUCUUCAAUGUUUCCCUCCGCCUGUAUAUGGAUUAGAUCGAGUUUUGAAAGUUCCCCGACAGGCAAAAAGAGUAGCAGCUGGGGGAAUUAAGGCAUUCCUGAAUUGCUUUGCUAAUGGAAGGAUUGGAAGGCAUGAUAGAGAGGUUGUUGGAAGGAAGGAACAACAGAGGGAAAAGAAUCCAGCUAAAUGAGUCUGAAAUCAGACAACUUUGCCUCACUGCCAAGAAAGUCUUCCUCAACCAACCUAAUCUCCUUGAAUUAGGAGCUCCCAUUAACAUCUGCGGUGAUAUACAUGGCCAAUAUUCGGACCUUCUACGGUUGUUUGAGUAUGGUGGAUUUCCACCAAAUGCCAACUACUUGUUUCUUGGAGACUAUGUGGACAGAGGAAAGCAAAGUAUAGAGACUAUAUGUCUCCUCCUUGCUUACAAGAUAAAAUUCCCAGACAACUUUUUCCUCCUUAGGGGAAAUCAUGAAUGUGCUUCUAUCAACCGAAUCUAUGGGUUCUAUGAUGAGUGCAAGCGCCAUUUCAGUGUCCGUCUGUGGAAGGUGUUUACAGAUUGCUUCAAUUGUUUGCCGGUGGCUGCAGUCAUUGAUGAAAAAAUCCUUUGCAUGCAUGGUGGACUCUCACCAGAAAUGCGGAGCUUGGAUCAAAUAAGAGCUAUAGAAAGGCCAAUAGAUGUUCCAGACCAAGGUCUUCUUUGUGACCUCCUUUGGGCUGAUCCGGAUAGAGAUAUCAGCGGUUGGGGUGAAAAUGAUAGGGGUGUCUCCUAUACUUUUGGAGCUGACAAGGUAGCUGAGUUCUUAAAGAAACAUGACCUAGAUCUCAUAUGCCGAGCUCAUCAGGUAGUGGAAGAUGGUUAUGAAUUCUUUGCAGAUAGGCAACUUGUUACCAUAUUUUCUGCACCAAACUAUUGUGGAGAAUUUAAUAAUGCAGGUGCACUGAUGAGUGUGGAUCCAAGCUUGCUCUGCUCAUUUCAGAUUCUUAAGCCUAGUACGGAAACAAUGGGAUUGCUGGAAUAAUCUGCAGGCAAUGAAGUAAGUUGGAAAUGAGGAAAGGCUAUGAAGUUGUUAUGCUAAGUUUCUCCAAUCGGAAUAUUAUACUAGAAGCACUAACUACUUUGAAAGCAACAGCGUGAUCACUUGAAUGCAGGACUAGAAUGAUUUAUAGCUCAGGAUUUCUGCUUCAUUAUAGAUUCACCAUUUGUGUUUAACAGACAACAUGGUUUUAUCUUUCCAAAAGUUAAGUUGCAAUGUUGAAAUUUAGUGCUCGAUGAUUACAAAUAAUUGUUUUUUCAAAUCAAUAUAGCUGACAUAUGCAUCUUUCUGUA